Messenger RNA from Rattus norvegicus (Norway rat), 3697 nucleotides. RefSeq names its product adenosine monophosphate deaminase 2 (gene Ampd2). Gene Ontology annotation, molecular function: AMP deaminase activity; deaminase activity. Lineage: Eukaryota; Metazoa; Chordata; Mammalia; Rodentia; Muridae. The record is from RefSeq and is a predicted model, not a curated record. Gene Ontology annotation, biological process: purine ribonucleotide salvage; purine ribonucleoside monophosphate biosynthetic process; IMP salvage.
CAGAUGGAGAAGAAAAGAGGGGGGCUCUGGGUUUUCAUGAGUACGCUUGCUCCGUCCCUGGAGGAAAUGGAUUUUGAGCUUGGAGAAGCUCAGGCGGUAUUCUUGCCUAUUAUUUUUCUCGCUGGCUGCCUGGACCAGCCCCGCCUGGACUUUGGCUUCUUUGCCUUGAAGCUUUGGCAAAGUAUGAGGGUUCCAGAGGUGGGGUGAGGGUGGUAAAGAGCUGAGAACUGGCGCUGCUGCAUCUCUUUUUCUCUGCACCCCCACCCCAGUCCUAGCCACCAUCAGACACGGCACUCCAGAGACUGGAGUGGGAAGGGAGGGAUAAGGGGCAGGAUGGAGGCCCCACUCCCCGAGGUUGCCUAGACAACAUCAGAAAUCGUGGCCAGGGCCUCUUCCGCCUGCGGGGCGCUGCUUCCUGCAUCAGUCACUCCCGCUGGGGGCGGGGCGGAGGAAGGGGUUGGAUGUGGGAGAGCUUGGCCCCAGCUGGUGAGGUUCCUCCGCUGUCGCCUUGGCCCCAGCCAUGGCAUCCUAUCCUGGCCCAGGCAAGUCCAAGGCCAAAUAUCCCUUUAAGAAGCGGGCCAGCCUGCAAGCUUCCGCUGCCGCUCCAGGAGUUGUUCAGCCGCUCACUGGCUGAGAGUGAGCUCCGUAGCGCCCCUUAUGAGUUCCCGGAGGAAAGCCCCAUCGAGCAGCUAGAGGAGCGGAGGCAGCGGCUGGAGCGCCAGAUCAGCCAGGAUGUCAAGCUGGAGCCAGAUAUUCUGCUUCGGGCCAAGCAAGAUUUCCUGAAGACAGACAGUGAUUCGGACUUACAGCUGUACAAGGAGCAAGGAGAGGGACAGGGGGACAGGGGUCUUUGGGAACGUGAUGUGGUACUGGAACGGGAAUUUCAGCGGGUCAUCAUUUCUGGGGAGGAGAAGUGUGGGGUGCCAUUCACAGACCUCUUAGAUGCAGCCAAAAGUGUGGUUCGAGCACUGUUCAUCCGGGAGAAGUACAUGGCCCUAUCGCUGCAGAGCUUCUGUCCCACCACCCGCCGUUACCUGCAGCAGCUGGCGGAAAAACCCCUGGAGACUCGAACCUAUGAACAGAGUCCUGAUACCCCUGUGUCUGCCGAUGCCCCAGUGCACCCCCCUGCGCUGGAACAGCACCCAUAUGAGCACUGUGAGCCAAGCACCAUGCCUGGGGACCUGGGCUUGGGUCUGCGCAUGGUACGUGGUGUGGUACAUGUCUACACCCGCAGGGACCCUGAUGAGCACUGUCCAGAGGUGGAGCUUCCAUACCCUGACCUACAGGAAUUUGUAGCUGAUGUCAAUGUGCUGAUGGCCCUGAUUAUCAAUGGUCCCAUAAAGUCAUUCUGCUACCGCCGGCUUCAGUACCUGAGCUCCAAGUUCCAGAUGCACGUUUUGCUCAAUGAGAUGAAGGAGCUGGCUGCUCAGAAGAAAGUGCCACACCGGGACUUCUACAAUAUCCGUAAGGUGGACACACACAUCCAUGCCUCGUCCUGCAUGAACCAGAAGCAUCUGCUGCGCUUCAUCAAGCGGGCGAUGAAGCGGCAUCUGGAGGAGAUCGUGCAUGUGGAGCAGGGCCGAGAGCAGACGCUGCGAGAAGUCUUCGAGAGCAUGAACCUCACUGCCUACGACUUAAGUGUGGACACGCUGGAUGUGCACGCGGACAGGAAUACCUUUCAUCGAUUUGACAAAUUCAAUGCCAAAUACAACCCUAUUGGGGAGUCUGUCCUCCGAGAGAUCUUCAUAAAAACUGACAACAAGAUUUCUGGGAAGUACUUUGCUCACAUCAUCAAGGAGGUGAUGUCAGACCUGGAGGAGAGCAAAUACCAGAAUGCAGAGCUCCGGCUGUCCAUCUACGGGCGUUCGAGAGACGAGUGGGACAAGCUGGCCCGCUGGGCAGUGAACCACAGAGUGCACUCGCCCAAUGUCCGCUGGCUGGUGCAGGUGCCCCGCCUCUUUGAUGUAUACCGCACCAAGGGCCAGCUGGCCAACUUCCAAGAGAUGCUGGAGAACAUCUUCCUGCCACUGUUUGAAGCUACUGUGCACCCUGCCAGCCACCCAGAGCUGCACCUCUUCCUGGAGCAUGUGGAUGGUUUUGACAGUGUGGAUGAUGAGUCUAAGCCAGAGAACCAUGUCUUCAACCUGGAAAGUCCCCUCCCAGAAGCUUGGGUGGAGGAGGAUAACCCUCCCUAUGCCUACUACCUGUAUUACACCUUCGCUAACAUGGCCAUGCUGAACCAUCUGCGCAGGCAGAGAGGUUUCCACACGUUUGUGCUGAGGCCCCACUGUGGGGAGGCUGGGCCCAUCCACCACCUGGUAUCAGCCUUCAUGCUGGCCGAGAACAUCUCCCACGGGCUGCUUCUGCGAAAGGCCCCUGUCCUGCAGUACCUGUAUUACCUGGCUCAGAUUGGCAUUGCCAUGUCCCCACUCAGCAACAACAGCCUGUUCCUCAGCUACCACCGGAACCCUCUACCUGAGUACUUGUCCCGUGGCCUCAUGGUCUCGCUGUCCACGGAUGACCCCUUGCAGUUCCACUUCACCAAGGAGCCCCUGAUGGAGGAGUACAGCAUCGCCACCCAGGUGUGGAAGCUCAGCUCCUGUGAUAUGUGUGAGCUGGCCCGAAACAGUGUGCUCAUGAGCGGCUUCUCUCACAAGGUGAAGAGCCACUGGCUGGGACCCAACUAUACCAAGGAGGGCCCUGAGGGUAACGACAUCCGCCGCACCAAUGUGCCGGACAUCCGAGUAGGCUACCGCUACGAGACCCUGUGCCAGGAGCUGGCGCUGAUCACACAGGCCGUCCAAAGUGAGAUGCUGGAGACCAUCCCAGAGGAAGUGGGCAUUGUCAUGAGCCCUGGGCCGUAGGGAACCUGGCCUGAGCAGUGCGUGCCCCAUCUCAGCGACUUGAUUGUGUCUGUGAUCAGACCCCUCCCACCUGGUGUGGUCUCUGCAUGUCUCCGUGCUAUGUCUCUGUCCUGCAUGUCUUUGACCAUGUCUUGCCUCUGGGCCACCUCAAUGAAAGCCAAGUCCAAGAAUCUGCUUCGUUAUUGUCUCAGCUCAGGUGAUACCUGAUGGCUGAGAUUUUAAAAGUUGGCCCUGCUAGUGACCCGUCCCAGAAUCGUCAGAAGUCUGGCUGUCCUACGGUGUCUUCAGUGUCCACAGGGGCUUGGGAUGGUUGUGUGGGGCUGGCCCCUUGAGCCCUGGAAGCCCAGGCUUUGGUUAGAGUUCAGGUUGAGUUUCUCUCCUGUGUGUGUGGCCUGGGGCAGGAGAUCAUUAUAUCUCUGCUGUGGCACUGGCUGCUCAGCCUCUGAAGCCCCAGCUGGUCUGUGCUGGGCAGAGCAGGACUUGGGCUCGCUCAUGGCCCUGGAGGCUUGGCCUGAGGGGCUGGACCACCACUCAUCAGCCUCCGGUUCCUCCCCAGUCCACGUGUUCCUUUGUUACCAACUCCCUUGUACCCCCAUGUGAGGGGCAGCUGCCCUGAACCGUCUACAGUUGGAGGCUGCUGGAGUUGGAAGGUGCUGGGACUGUCACUAGCCCUGGAGAUGGCACCUUCUUUGGGGUUUCCAGGUCUUUGACCAGACCCAGUUCCCAGCUCGCCUCCUGUGUUAUGUUCUAGACAAGGUCUUUGCUAUGAAGAACAGUGUUUCAUAUGACCCAUUUUUCCUAGUGCAUGAGAAAUAAAAAGAUUAUUUAAUUAA